Messenger RNA from Oikopleura dioica, 1167 nucleotides. Lineage: Eukaryota; Metazoa; Chordata; Appendicularia; Copelata; Oikopleuridae. The record is from the annotation of a GenBank genome assembly.
AUGCCCUGGCGAUACAUUGAUCCGAUCUAUGAGAAACUAUCGAGGCAUUCGACUAUCUAUGGGAAGUAUUGGCAUAUAUUCGUCACUGUUUUUCGUAUAAGCGUUUUGCCAUUUGCUGAUAGUUGCUGGAGUGACGAGCAAAAGGAAUUCAAAUGCAACACACAAGAAGUUGGUUGUCCGAAUGUCUGCUUCAAUGCCUUUGCACCCAUAAACCAAGUUCGUCUCUGGUCUAUGCAAGUCCUGGCCAUCACAGCGCCGCUCUGUUUGUACAUUGUCUACGUUUGUCAUUUGGCCGAAAACAGACGCGAAAAGGAGAAGAGAGAAAAUGAAGAGGGUACCAAUAAUUUGCAGAACCAAAGCUCUGCUGCUAUCAGACGACGAAAAAUUGCUGACCAAAAACUUAACCAUGGUUGUGCAGCACACGAAAAGCUCAAUAUGCAAAUUAUCAUGCCUGAUUAUCUGAACGCAGUAAGAGAGGAUUCUACAAAAGAAAAGCGACUUUGGCGACUUUACAUUCUUAUGGUGAUAUCGAGGACUCUUAUUGAUGCAGUCUUCAUUUACUUCCAGUGGACGAUUUAUCCGUACAAAGAAUAUAUUCCCGAUGUAUAUAAAUCUGCAAUCACAGCCUUACUUAAUCUUGCCGAGUUGAUUUACAUUGGUGUACGUCGCCUCCGUGUCGCCUUUUGUGGAGCUUAUGGUGGUGUCGAUCCGAUGUUCGAGGAUCCAAGCGAAGUUGAGAGCGUCUUUUCUCAGCAAACUGGGAGGUCAUCCAAAGCUUCAUCUAAUCAUGUCCGCUUAAAAACCCCAACUGAAGGCCAGCGAUCGCCCACGAACUCGACACCGUCACCUGUUCUCAAAAUGCAGCCUGGAAAUUACUAUCAUUACAGUGAUGGAUACUACGAGCGCAGGCCCACACUGCUUUACAAGAAACGAGAGGACAGAGAACCUAAUGAUCCGGGUCUUACUGCUCGGAACCUGACGGUCGACGAUGGACCUGAUCGAUUCAGAAGAGGGAGCAUUUACGAGACCUAUUUGGACUCGAAGAACAACAAGAACAACAACUGCAUGUUGCAAAGUUGCGAAGUCAUGAUCAUUCCUCCUUCCGAUGAUAGCCUUUCGUUAAUUUCAACGUACGAGUUGAACUCAAAGCAAUCAACAAAGUUUUAG